AUGAUGAAUCAGCAACCCGAUUCGCCUUACGCCGAUGAGGCAAAUGCCAGCUCGUCGGAAAAACAUGAUGCAGAGCCACCAUUCCGGACAGAAGAGGACCCAUACCUUCCCCAAGAGCAAUCCAUUGAUAGUCUCAACGCCCAAGUAGAUCAGCAACUCUCAGAAGGCGGCUACGGAUGGGUCUGCGUGGCCUGUGCCUUCCUCAUAUAUGCCCACUCCUGGGGAAUUGCAAGUACAUACGGCGUUUUUCUCGCCUAUUACAAAGCAAAUGAUGUUUUUCCCAAUGCUUCCAGUAUCGGGUAUGCCUUCGUCGGUGGCUUAACCAUCUCCUGCUGCGUAGGCGUGGCCCCGCUCGCCAACUACCUCUCUCAUGCUAUCGGCGCCAGCCGACCCGUCAUCCUACUCGGUACGAUUCUCGAAUGUGUCGCCCUGCUUGGUGCAUCUUAUGCAAAGCAGCAAUGGCACAUGAUCCUCACCCAGGGGAUAUGUCUGGGGCUCGGAAUCGGAUUCCAGUUCAUCAUCGUCGCGGGCAUCAUUCCACAGUGGUUCAAAAAGCGGCGCAGCUUCGCCAACUCGAUAACCGUGGGUGGGGCUGGAAUCGGAGGCUUCAUAUACGCUCUGGCUGCACAACGGAUGCUCGCAUCACUGUCUCUGCAAAAGACGUUCUGGAUCUUAUGUGGUGUGACGACCGUUGUCAACACUGUCAGCGCCCUACUAGUUCGGGACCGCAACAAGGAAUCGGCGUCCAAUCUUUCCAAACUGGAGUUCACGUUGCUCAAGAGGCCAGAUGUCCUGCUUUUGCUUGGAUGGUCCGUGUUCAGCAUGCUCGGCUACGUCGCCCUGAUGUUUAGCAUUCCCAGCUACGCCAAAGCUGUCGGAGGUACGGCAUCACAGGGCGCGCUCGCCGGCGCCAUCUUCAAUCUCGGCCAAGGACUAGGUAGGCCAACCGUCGGUCUCAUCAGCGACAAGUGCGGACGAGUCGCCGUUGCGUCCGUCGCCACGCUUGCCUGCUCAGCACUAUGCAUCAUCAUGGGGGCCGUAGCCCGCCGGUUCUCCGUUGUCUGCGGCCUUUCGUUCCUCGCCGGCGCCACUGGAGGCUCGUUCUGGGCAACGUUUAUCGACAUUUGUCUGGCUCUCGAUAAUGGCCCCGACUCUGAUCUCCGAGGCUAUCGCGCUGGUACUGGCGAAGAAGGUGGUUGCUGA
Molecule: messenger RNA, 1203 nt
Organism: Lasiodiplodia theobromae
Lineage: Eukaryota; Fungi; Ascomycota; Dothideomycetes; Botryosphaeriales; Botryosphaeriaceae
Product: MFS transporter
Exons: 3
Coding region: 1-1203 (400 amino acids)
Biological process (GO): transmembrane transport
Molecular function (GO): transmembrane transporter activity
Source: RefSeq, a predicted model, not a curated record